AGUCAUCAUCAGCAGGGUGGCAACAUAUGCUUUUCAUUUCACUUCCACAUGAAUUUGUUUUCCUAAUUGGUUAAUAGUUCUUUAAAGGAAUCAGCUAACAGUUGGCCUUCCUAUGUGGCUAUGGUUAUGUAAUGUCUUCGUUUAAAGCUAAUCCUAUUUCUCUCUGUUUUUUCCCUAGGUGCCCAAACUUGCACUAUUUCAGCCUUCCUAGCACCUGUAUGACUUACGAUCAGUUCUGCAAGGCGAUAGGUGGACUUCAAUCGCUUAAAGGCAUGGCAGUGGACGAGAGUCUGAUUAAUUAUGAUGUCCUCCUGCAUGUGCACCAGUGCUGCCCAGACUUUGUGGGGCUGAAGGUGUCUGCACUGUACGUGGAUGAAGAGAUGGCCUCAGUCAUCUGCAACUCUCUUCCUCGUCUGAAAAAGUUGGAGAUACCAAGUUGUGACAUGUCUUCCGCUACGAUUAUAAGGUUCCUUGAUUGCCUAGAGCAGCUCGAGCACCUGGACAUCUCAGGUUACGAGACAUCAGCCAUCUCAAGCCCGGUUCUUGAGAAAGCUUCGCGGCUCAAGGUCUUCCUCUGGAAUUCGAAAUUUGAGCUUGGGGAGUUCGUGGACUGCUCCAAUUGUGGAGAGCACAACAUUAACCCUCAAGAACCCUGCAAGUGCAUGAUGGAGCACAAGGUCAUGGACUGGCUGGCUGGACCUUCAUAAGCUUCCUGAACCAAAGGCGUCUCUUCUUGUGUCUUGUUAAAUCAAGACGUUUUCCUGGCUGUAAAAUUCCAACCUUUGUCAAAGUUGGUGUCUGAGCUGUAUGCACAAGGAAAUAUGCUACUUCAAAUGUUUAGCGCGCCUUAGAGAGGUCUGCAACUUUUUAAUGUAACAAAUCGUUGUAUCAAGUGUUAAUGGAACCUCUUCUUUACACCAAUGAGCCGA
Molecule: messenger RNA, 929 nt
Organism: Zea mays
Lineage: Eukaryota; Viridiplantae; Streptophyta; Magnoliopsida; Poales; Poaceae
Exons: 1
Coding region: 132-707 (191 amino acids)
Source: RefSeq, a predicted model, not a curated record